UUUCCUUCAUACGUCAUACUUUUGGUUGUUGGUGAUAUAUUUCUUAUAUUUCUUAUAUUUCCUCAGGGACGCGUCAGAACCAAGACGAUCAAGAAGGCCUCCAGGGUCAUCAUUGAGAAGUACUACACCCGUCUGGGUAAUGACUUCCACACCAACAAGAGGGUGUGCGAGGACAUCGCCAUCAUCCCCAGCAAGCCUCUGCGCAACAAGAUCGCUGGGUAUGUGACACACCUGAUGAAGAGAAUCCAGCGCGGUCCAGUCAGAGGAAUCUCCAUCAAACUGCAGGAGGAGGAGAGAGAGAGAAGAGACAACUACGUCCCAGAGAUUUCUGCUCUGGACCAGGAGCUCAUCGAGGUGGAUCCAGACACGAAGGAGAUGCUCAAGAUGCUGGAUUUCGGCGGUCUUUCCAACCUUCAAGUCACUCAGCCAACUGUUGGAAUGAACUUCAAAACACCACGAGGACUUUAAAUCAUGUUCAAAUAAUGCUGUCAAUAAAGAUGCAUAAACAAUAA
Molecule: messenger RNA, 512 nt
Organism: Labrus mixtus (cuckoo wrasse)
Lineage: Eukaryota; Metazoa; Chordata; Actinopteri; Labriformes; Labridae
Product: small ribosomal subunit protein eS17-like
Exons: 4
Biological process (GO): translation
Cellular component (GO): ribosome
Molecular function (GO): structural constituent of ribosome
Source: RefSeq, a predicted model, not a curated record